AAGGCUGAAUCAUCACUCCUCAGCACAAUUUUCAUUGUCUCUCCAGUUAUUGGCUGUGUUUUUAUUUGUUGGAGAAAUGCAAGAGCAGGCCACGAGUUCUAUCGCCGCCAGCUCUUUACCUUCGAGCAGUGAGAGGUCUUCUAGCUCUGCCCUUCACGCCGAAGUUAAACAAGGCAUGGAGAGUGAUGAUGAGAUCAGAAGAGUGCCGGAGAUGGGGGCGGAGGCGGCUGUUACGACAGCCUCGGGCCAGGAUGGGGGUUCGGCUGUGGGGCCCACUCAGCCGUCAGCAGGGGGUUCUAAGAGGAGAGGGAAGAGCCCUGCUGACAAAGAAAACAAGAGGUUAAAAAGGUUGUUGAGGAAUAGAGUCUCAGCCCAGCAAGCGAGGGAGAGAAAGAAGGCAUAUUUGAUCGAUUUGGAGGCUCGAGUUAAUGAGUUGGAAACUAAGAAUGCUGAGCUUGAAGAGAGGCUCUCCACUUUGCAAAAUGAGAACCAAAUGUUGAGACAGAUACUGAAGAACACAACUGCAGGCGCGCAAGAGGGAAGAAAGUAGGUAUGCAUUGUUCAAAUGUUGGGUGUGAAUUGAAGAACGAGAGGGCAAAAAGAGUCCCUCCAAGGCAAGUUGUGUUGGAUCUCCACACUCUUGUCAGUUGAGACGGGUUCCGAUGUGCUGGCUUCUUCCCCCGGUUAAUGAUGGUAUGCAGUUGAAUUAUUGUAGGAUGCAUUAGCUGCUGCUAGAGCUAGAGUUGUUGUAAGCAUUUAAUGGUAGAGAGAUAAGGUUGCUAUGAAUUAUGGGAUGAAAUUGUAUGUUCUCUAUCUUCUCCCUUACAGUUUCAAGAAAUUGAGGAUCUUGUUGUUUCACAAA
Salvia hispanica is the source of this 862-nucleotide messenger RNA. RefSeq names its product transcription factor HY5-like. The record is from RefSeq and is a predicted model, not a curated record. Gene Ontology annotation, biological process: red or far-red light signaling pathway; response to far red light; regulation of photomorphogenesis. Gene Ontology annotation, cellular component: nucleus. NCBI's taxonomy places the organism in Eukaryota, Viridiplantae, Streptophyta, Magnoliopsida, Lamiales, Lamiaceae. Gene Ontology annotation, molecular function: DNA-binding transcription factor activity, RNA polymerase II-specific.